AAGGAUUCUCUUGGGUAGAUAUUGCCAAUAUCUUUGGAAUAAGCAUUACAACACGACAUGAUCUAAAUAUUUUAAACAUUCCUUCAUAUAGUGAAAUUUCAAACAAUGAAUUGGAUCAAAUUAUUUUGAAUAUAAAAGAGUCACAACCAUAUUCAGGUCAAAAUAUACUAAUGGGUGCUUUGAAAAAAAUUCAUGAUAUUAUGGAUUUAGAAAAUAAUUUUUUUUUAGAAGAUGAUGGAUUAAGUGAGAAGGAUAUGGAAUUAGAAAACAGCAACAGUUACAAUGAUGAUAAUAAUUCUGAUUACGAUCCAUUAGAAUUA
Molecule: messenger RNA, 320 nt
Organism: Entrophospora candida
Lineage: Eukaryota; Fungi; Glomeromycota; Glomeromycetes; Entrophosporales; Entrophosporaceae
Source: the annotation of a GenBank genome assembly